AUGAGAACCGUUAAUGCUAUGGGAACUACAAAUUCAUAUUGGGGAGUAAGGGCACUUAAUAUAUAUCUUGCAAGAUGUUGUAAUGGUUGCGAUUAAUGUCUUGGUCCUUUAAAAACAGAUUGCACUGUUUGUUCAGAAGGAUGGGUCCGUUACGAUAAUUAACGCAUUAAUUGUAUUCAUUAAGCCCCUUUUUUUCUUUUAUCAAAAAUUUUAAUUAAUCAAAUUACAGAUCCAAACUCAGAUGACAGGAUUCCUAUGGAGAUCAAUCUAUUAGAAGUUAAUUAAAAUAUAGCUACUUAUGGAACAUUCACUUAUUCUAUUAAUAAUAACUUAUAAAUACUGACUAUCCAAGUCUAUACAAAAUGCUUUACUAAUAAAAAAUGUAAAGUUUUUUUAUAAAAUGCCUACGAUGCUAGUCUUAAAUGA
Molecule: messenger RNA, 426 nt
Organism: Paramecium octaurelia
Lineage: Eukaryota; Ciliophora; Oligohymenophorea; Peniculida; Parameciidae
Source: the annotation of a GenBank genome assembly